Molecule: messenger RNA, 3262 nt
Organism: Protobothrops mucrosquamatus (brown spotted pit viper)
Lineage: Eukaryota; Metazoa; Chordata; Lepidosauria; Squamata; Viperidae
Gene: PPP1R13L
Product: protein phosphatase 1 regulatory subunit 13 like
Exons: 16
Coding region: 1-3075 (1024 amino acids)
Biological process (GO): positive regulation of cell differentiation; regulation of transcription by RNA polymerase II
Molecular function (GO): transcription factor binding
Source: RefSeq, a predicted model, not a curated record
AUGGCCAGCCAAGACCUUGCCAGCGCUCAGGAGCUCCUGGACCUCACCUUCCAAUCUCUGGCCUGCAAGCACAUGGACCUCAAGCAGCUGGAGCUGGACACGGCCGCGGCCAAAGUGGACGAGCUCUCCAAGCAGCUGGAGUCGCUCUGGACAGACCAUCCUGGGCCGCCCAUUGUGCCAUCCUUGGUGGUGGACAGGUACCGUUCCAGCUCCUCCCCAGACCUGCUGAAGAUGGAGGCCCGGGCUGCCUCCCCCCUGCACCAGCUGCCGCUGCGGAAGAGCCCCACCUGGGACAUUGCUGAGCCCAGUGGCCCCCCCAGCAUGUCCCCCUACAGCUCCUCGCCCAGCCAGCUCCUGGCCCCCAAUCGGACGUGGACUGGAGCCCCACAGCACCCUCCAGGCCCAAGGUCAUGGCCAUCCCUUACGAGGGCCCAUCUGGCCCCGGGGCCCAUGGUGGCUCCCCCCGCUCCCUCCGAACGGCCGGCCUUCCUGAGCGCCAACGACCUGGUGAUCCGCAGGAGACCGCCGAAAAGCUGGAAUGAAUCGGAUCUGGAUGUGGCAUAUGAGAAGAAGGCGCCUCACCCUGUUGGCUACGAGCCUCUGGCCUGCAAGCACAUGGACCUCAAGCAGCUGGAGCUGGACACGGCCGCAGCCAAAGUGGACGAGCUCUCCAAGCAGCUGGAGUCGCUCUGGACAGACCAUCCUGGGCCGCCCAUUGUGCCAUCCUUGGUGGUGGACAGGUACCGUUCCAGCUCCUCCCCAGACCUGCUGAAGAUGGAGGCCCGGGCUGCCUCCCCCCUGCACCAGCUGCCGCUGCGGAAGAGCCCCACCUGGGACAUUGCUGAGCCCAGUGGCCCCCCCAGCAUGUCCCCCUACAGCUCCUCACCCAGCCAGCUCCUGGCCCCCAAGCCCACCCUGGGACGCCCCUCCUCCCCACGGCCUUCCUUCUUCCUGCAGUCGGACGUGGACUGGAGCCCCACAGCACCCUCCAGGCCCAAGGUCAUGGCCAUCCCUUACGAGGGCCCAUCUGGCCCCGGGGCCCAUGGUGGCUCCCCCCGCUCCCUCCGAACGGCCGGCCUUCCUGAGCGCCAGUUUGACUACCGGCCAUUUCCUGCCACCGGCGGGUGGGGGGGCCGGGCCGGCUCUCCACGGCUGCCUGGGGAAGGCUCCAUCUCCCAAGCCUUCUUCCCAGAGCGAGGACCUUCUCCGCGGCCCCCUCUCCCACCCCCCUACGAGAGCCACAGCCUAUAUCCUUCGGCGCCAGGCUCCUUCCGGGCACAAGACGACCUGGUGAUCCGCAGGAGACCGCCGAAAAGCUGGAAUGAAUCGGAUCUGGAUGUGGCAUAUGAGAAGAAGGCGCCUCACCCUGUUGGCUACGAGCGAGUGGAUGCGCACGCAAGCCUUCGCCAGAACCCGGCUGGGCUGCCCCCGGCUCCCUGGAAGGAGUCCAGCCUAGAUGGCGGCUGGCCAGGCAAGGAGGAGCAUUAUGGGAUGCACAGCGCCACCUUGCCCAGGAACUACAAGGUCUCGGCCCUGGCUGGCGAGAGGCGCCCGGACAGCUCCUUGCGCCGCUCCCUGGUGGCCAACCAGGCGGGCACCCUGCCCCGCAACUGGCAGCCCAUCUCCCGCAUCCCCAUCCCCCCGCCCGCCCUGCAGGGGGGCAGCCUCCCCAGGCGCCACAAGCCGCUGCCCCUCUCCAUGAUCUUCCGGCUGCAGAACGCCUUCUGGGAGUCGGGCGCGGCAGGCGGCAAACUCGGGCUGCCCCCGGGGCCGGUGGGGUCGCCGCUGGGAUCGCCGCUGGCCCUGCGCUCCUUGCAGAAGCUGCUGAUGCAACCGCCGGCAGCCCCCCUGCAGCCCUCCCACUGGACGAUGGGGCCCAGCAGCGAAGGCAGUGGCAGCCCCAGGGCCCCCGCGGGGCCAACCGAGCGCAUCGUGCCCAUCGUCCUGAUGCCUGGCGACGCAGAGGCUGAGCUGGAGAAUCUCCUGCCGGGCAGCGAGCCGGCCGAGAUGGACGACCUGGCCCGGCCCCUCAGCCCCACCCGGCUGCAGCCGGUCCUCCCGCCCGAGGCCCAGAAGGUGCCCGAGUUUGAGGAAGUGGCCCGGGUGCUGGCGGAGAUGCCUCGGCCCCUGAAGCGGCGAGGGUCCAUGGAGCAGAACCCCAGCCCGGCCCUGCUGCCCCCCCACAAGAAGCAGUACCAGCAGAUCAUCAGCCGCCUGUUCCACCACCCGCCCCGCAAGGAGGAGACUACGCCCGUGGGGGACCCCCCACUCCUGGGGGACCUCUCGCCCGUCCCUGAGGCUGCGGAGCAGAAGGGGGCCCCGGCCACCCCCAGCCCUGCGAUGACCCCUCCACCGGCGCCAGAGAGUCCGGCCACUCUCUCUCCAGUGCCCAGCCCGGAGAAGCGUUCGGUGCUGCGCAAGGUUUCUUCCCCCCGGAAAUGGACGACCAAGAAAGCACGGCUCAACCCCUUGGUGCUGCUGCUGGACGCGGCCCUGACCGGAGAGCUGGAUGUGGUCAAGGAGGCGGUGAAGGAGCUGAACGACCCGAGCCAGCCGAAUGAUGAGGGCAUCACCGCCCUGCACAAUGCCAUCUGUGGGGCCAACUACAGCAUCGUGGACUUCCUGAUCAAUAUUGGGGCCAACGUCAAUUCUCCAGACAGCCACGGCUGGACCCCCCUGCACUGCGCAGCUUCUUGCAACGACACGGCCAUUUGCAUCGCUCUGGUGAAACACGGGGCUGCCAUCUUUGCCUCCACGUUCAGCGACGGGAGCCUGGCCAUUGAGAAGUGCGACCCAUACCGCGAGGGCUACAACGAGUGCUUCAGCUACCUGGCAGAUAUGGAGCAGAAUAUGGGGCUGAUGAAUAAUGGGGUGGUCUAUGCCCUGUGGGACUACAGUGCCGAAUUCAGCGAUGAGCUCUCCUUCCGCGAGGGCGAGCCGGUCACCGUGCUGCGCCGGGAUGGCCCGGAGGAGCUGGACUGGUGGUGGGCCUCUCUCUACGGCCAGGAGGGCUACGUGCCCAAGAAUUACUUUGGGCUGUUCCCCAGGGUGAGGCCGCAGCAGCGGAAGACGUAAAGGUCCACUGAGGCUGUCGGAAGGGCAGAGCGAGAGCCCAGCGGUGGGACUGGCCUCUGUGCACGUGGAGGGGCCAGGCACAGGGGAGGGGGCUCUUUCUCUGAUUCUGCUGGCCACCCUCCACUUUCAGAAGAGCACAAAUGAAAGGGAGGGGGUGGCAUUUGACCCUGCCAUACAUCCCCCUCCC